Molecule: messenger RNA, 285 nt
Organism: Purpureocillium lilacinum
Lineage: Eukaryota; Fungi; Ascomycota; Sordariomycetes; Hypocreales; Ophiocordycipitaceae
Source: RefSeq, a predicted model, not a curated record
AUGUCCGCCCCCUGGUUCGCCAGCACGUUAGAGGCCAGAUCGAGCGCGAUCGCGCCGCUAUCCGCCGCUGGACCGCCUCCCGGCACAACGCUGUCGGAUUGGCUUUACAACAUUGCCAUUGUCCCAUUUAUGCGAUUCUCGUGCCUGCCCCCUCUCUCUCCACACGUUGAGCUGGCCGUGUCCGCUUCGGUUUGGCGCCCCUCGGAGUCUCAAAGCCCAGCGUGCCGCCCACUGCUCUCUGCUCGCCGGACAACGUCGUCACCUGCCGCGGAGCGCGUGUGUUGA